AUGGAUCCAAUCAAAUACUUGUUUAAAAAGCCUGCGUUGACUAGAAGAAUUGCACGCUGGAAGAUGUUAUUAUCAGAACACGACAUCCAUUAUCGUGCCCAAAAAGCCAUCAAAGGAAAUGUUUUAGCCGACCAUCUGGCCUCUCAACCUAUUGAUGAUGAUCAAUCCUUACAAGAUGACUUCCCAGACAAAGAAAUCAUGUAUUUAAAAUCAAAAGAUUAUGAAGAACCUUUACAUGGAGAAGGACCUGAUCCUGAAUCCCGAUGGGAUUUGAUAUUUGAUGGAGCCAUUAAUGCUUAUGGUAGAGGAAUUGGGGCAAUCAUUGUUAUGCCACAAGGUUCUCAUAUCAAAGGAGAAUGGGAAACCUGUCAUCCUGGUGUAAUUCCUUACAGAGAUUAUGCCCGAAGACUACUGACCUUCUUCAACAAAGUUGAAUUCCAUCACAUACCUCGUGAGGAAAGUCAAAUGGCAGAUGCAUUGGCUACCUUGGCUUCCAUGUAUCAAGUGAAGUUUUAG
This is a messenger RNA of Vicia villosa (hairy vetch), 516 nucleotides long. RefSeq lists its product as uncharacterized. Gene Ontology annotation, molecular function: nucleic acid binding; RNA-DNA hybrid ribonuclease activity. The transcript is spliced from 2 exons. The record is from RefSeq and is a predicted model, not a curated record. Bases 1 to 516 code for a protein of 171 amino acids. NCBI's taxonomy places the organism in Eukaryota, Viridiplantae, Streptophyta, Magnoliopsida, Fabales, Fabaceae.